ACUGUUGGUCAGAAAAUCACAACAAACAAGACUGAAGGAGGUGGUUGUCUGUCUCAUACCUCCCUUCUCUUUUAACCUCUAAGGAGACUCCAUGGAGGCCGUAUAUACCUGGAGACCUAACCCAGCAUCACCAUCAUGGCCCUAGGAGACCAAGGAAUGCAGCCUCUUCUAAUACUGGAGGACACCUGCAUACAGUUGGAUCCCCACAUUUGCUCCUAACUCGUACUGUGAAUUUUGCUGCGAAACUGAAAAUUACAAGAGUGGUGCACAUUGUGUACAUGUUAAAUGGUCUGCCGUAGAGGGCUAUUACCCAUGUCGUGGAUGUUACCUUCAGGACGAGAUGGAAGACCUCGCGCAGCUUCACCUGGCCUCCCCGCCCUCCAGCCUCACGGACGGCUUGCUAGCACCCCGAGUGUCAACCCCCCCUGUCCCACGCCCACGUAAAUCUUCGUCACUAUCCCUCAGCUCCACUCCUAAACACCCGCCCACUGCCCGACACCUGCCUGCCACGCCUCACACCAACGGCCACGAGCACCACCACACCAGAAACAGUCGAGGGUCUCACGGUAUGCAGCGAGCGCCGUCCCUCGACUCUGCCACCCACCGAGAUUUACCGCUGUCCCCCAUAACUCGGCUACGCAGCACACACAGUGACAGUGAAACAGAAGAAGACAGUAGUCCUUCUUCCCAUCGUAGGAGUUCGUCGCGUCACAACGGUCCUCAUCACCAUCAUGGUAAACACCACAAAAAAACGCAGCAGCAUUCCUACAGCCUCCCCGCCACCCCCAGAGUCAAUGGCAGCUCCCAACAGUCCAGCCUCAACGGGAACUUUCCUCUCGGCAGCUCUCCCUCUUACAGUGCCAUCCCUUACUUGCUCGCGCCUCACUCCCUCGAUCAGACCAGCUCUGAAAAUGUGUUGUCGAACAACAGCCACUACAUCACGUGCCAGACUGGUGUGAGCCACCUCGAGAACUCCGUGUUUCUGGGACAACAGAAGUGUAAGCUGACGGGUGCCAUAGAUUACAGCAGCUUGCCGCUCCCCCGCGAGGACCACGAGCCAGUGCGCAGAAGCCAGGACAUGAGCAGACACAUGAGCGAACCAUGCAUAACACAGGCCCAGAGGUGUUCUGCCAGUCUCACGUACUCCCCAAAAAAGAAGGUGACGAAACACAGAUCGCGGUUGAGUGUGUCGGGUAAAGAGAGCGGCUUCAUGGAUAACAUUAAAGAGAGUGGACAGAGUGAAGGGGAGUCUGAAGAAAUAAAUGCUUUAGAAGUUCAGUGGAGGUUUAUCCAGACAUUAGUGGCAGAACUUAAUGCUACCAAGGCUAAUAACAGAAAAUUAAUGGCAGAACUACACCAAGCCAAGAUGGAGAUACAGGUGUUGAAGGCCUCACUAGACUCUUACACUGAGAGUGGUCUUCAGCCUGGAGCCAUAGCAGAAAUGGUCGGUCAGAUCCACGCUGCUCAGAAGGUACGAGAUGAGGCCAUGAUGUCGAGAAUCAAGCUGGCCAAUGAAGAGCGCGAUGCUGCCCUAACGCACAGCAGAACCAUGAUGGACCGACUCAGCCUCUCACCUCGAGGAAGUGGCGGCCCCCCCAGCAAUGUGGAUGCUGCCGAACAAGAUCUUCCAUCGGGAGGCAACAGCAGCUGCACCAGUUCUCCCAGACGCAGCGAGAGGCGUCACCGUAGGUCCAGCGAUUAUUCACCCACGUCGGCAUCUGCGGGCGCUGCCUAUACCUCGGCCCCUCCAGCCUACACCCAGUGUAUGGCUGGCCAGGGAUUGGAGCAGAGGUCCCUUGGUGACAGAGAGGCCGCCACGCUGGCCCAGCUUGCCACCCUAGAGGAUGAACUACGCACUCUACGCCUGGCAACGACCAUCCACCACACUCUGCAUGAGGGCGGGGAAGGCAGUGCGGCAGGGAACGCACCGGGCGUCACUCGCAUCUCAGCUGAGUACAUGGAGGGCCUCUGUACACAGCUGCGAGAGAGUGAAGCCUCACGGUGGCAGCUGCACGACCAGUGUACGCGCCUGGAACGACUCGUGAAUGUUCUACGCAAGAAAGUGAAUGGGUUGAGCGUGGUGGAGCCCGGGGUGAGGCAAGAGGGGACCAAACUGACCCUGGUCGACCUCACCCUCCAUGGUCCUCCUGGUGAAGUUUCUCUUAACUCGGGGCAACGUAACCCUGCCGUCUCCACCUCCUCGGAGGGGGAACCCAAGGAUAGUCUGUCCUCUUUAGAAUCAGUGGAGACGGCAUCGGCCUCGUCGUGGAGGAGAGGAGAGCUGCCCAAUACCUCAAAUCAUUCCGCAACAAACUUACAUUCCAGUUACGUGUUGCAUCACUCUCCCAGCCCUCUGUCAACCCUCAGCAUCAACCAUGGUGGUCAUGGCAACCUCAUCCACUCCACCACAACGCCUGCCAACCCAUCCCAGUCAAUCCCCAUUCAUUCAAAUCACUCGAGCCUCUCUACGUCCUCCGGCCACACGCCCAACGCCUCCCCGCACCACCACCGACAACAGGGAGUGAGUGAGCGAGACCCCAGACAUAUCCCCGGGGUCACCAUCGUCGGGCCCAUUACUGAGCUCUGACUGACACGUAAACAUUUUAUCUAAUAUUUACUUGAUAUUCCUCUGUACCUUUAUGUUACAAAUAGGAGAACAUUCCCCUAUACAGUAAGUAGGAGAAUGUGUAAGAGUAAUUAUAUUUUCUUCUCAUCACUUGGGUUAGGUGAUUAAUAUUUUACAGUGUGGAAUUAACAGCUGUGUUCAUUAUUAUUAUUAUCAGAUGUUGGAAAAUGUCACAGUUUGUGUGCUGUAUAUUAUUAUUAUUAUUAUUAUAUUCUCACGUACUUGUCAGCAAAACUCGACGUCUCCGUCCUCCCGUCGUACUUAUACGUGUGAUAUACUUGCCUUGUAGCUCUUGGACUUGUCAGUUUCCUAGUAUGGUGCUUCGUGACCUUUAACAGAAGGUCGCAGUAUGUCGUAGCAUUUCUUCUCAACAGGGUGAUCAAAAUACUAUAGUAUCAUAAAGUGAGUGUUCCUUGCUAACUAACCCUAAGUUAACUGGUCUUUUUCUCUUGUCUGUGUCACUUCUUCAUCCUUUACACCUUCCUUCCUUUCUCUCACCUCUGUCACACUGUAGAUUAGAUAAAAGUAAUGUGUUCAGUAAUGCACAAGCCUAAGAAUGUUUCAGUUACAUCAAUUGUUUGGUGGUCCAGUCGAGCAGAACUUAACUAAUAACCAUAAUGGUCACUUAACAGAGUUGCCGCAUUUUCUCACAUGAUGGAGUCUUUGUUUACAAGCCAUGACUUGAACCCGUGUUAUGCUCUUGUAAUAUUCCUUUAAUAUGAGAAUAUCCCUAAAUUAUUGGACACUAUUAUCAUAUUUGUCAUCAUCUCUCGUGUAUAAACACUUUGUAUCACGAUAUAGAUUUGGGCUAAACUCAGUAACUCAGUUUCCUCAACAACUUAUGUCUUGAAGAUAAAAUGACCAGGGAGGGAGUCUGCUGCUGUAUUAUUUGGGUGAUGUGGGUGAGGUAGUAACAGACAGCCAGGUUAUGUGAGUGUUGUAUGCUCGUGUACCAUAAAUACAUCGUCACAGAACCGCAAACAACAACAUCAACAAAAGACGAGGGCCAAGGACAUCAACUAGGAUGCAGCACGUACAAUAGUGGGUAAAACACGUCGGAAGUUUAGGUCGAGUUUGGUGUGACGUCUCCCAUAUCACGCCUCGUCCGUUCUGUUCUACGACUCCCCGGUGUCUGCCCGAUAAUGAAUCUCAUAAGUUGUGCCUCUUAGUACAAAUGUGAAUCUCAUAAUACACAAUGAUGACAAUACUAUUAGAUUUGGGCCGGAGGGAAGUAGACAAUGGGAUGGCUGCCUUCAUGUUUGUGUUUGUGACCCGCUCUGCAACCAGUAGUACUUGAUAAAACAUCCAGAGUGUCGGAAUAAGGGUAGAUCUAAUGGGGUAGUUUGAUAAUGGAUGGGGCAGUUUAAUGGGUAGUUUGAUAUUGAAUGGGGCAAUUUAAUAAGGUAAAUUGAUAUUGAAUGGGGCAGCUUAAUAGGUAGUUUGAUAUUGAAUGGGGCAAUUUAAUAGGGUAGUUUGAUGUUGAAUGGGGCAGUUUGAGGAAGAUUGAUGUAGUUGUUACAAUAAUGUUAUAAAGGGUGAGAACAUAGACAACACUACAACCACCACAAUCACCUGUUGUUGUCCACUAGUGCCUUGUUGUGUCAGCUUGGUGGUACCUGACAACUGUAACUCCCUGUAAUGUACUCACUACAUACUCUAUACUGUCUCCUGUAACACACACUCACUACAUACUGUCUCCUGUAACACACACUCACUACAUACUCUUCUGACUGUCUCUUGUAACACACUCACAAUACAUUACUGACUGUCUUUUGUAACACACUCACUACACACACCACUGACUGUCUCUUGUAACACACUCACAAUACACUACUGACUGUCUUUUGUAACACACUCACUACACACACAACUGACUGUCUCUUGUAACACACUCACAAUACACUACUGACUGUCUUUUGUAACACACUCGCUACACACACAACUGACUGUCUCUUGUAACACACUCACAAUACACUACUGACUGUCUCCUAUGGUCAGUGUAGCUUCCCUGAUGACUUCAAACUACAAAUGCCAUAGUUGUUCUGCUCACUGGUGCUGGAGUCACUAUAAGUACUGACAUUCAUUCUUCUUAUUCAUCAUCUUGGGUCUUAUUAGGUAAUCUGUUAAGUGGUAAUUGAAGUAACUUAAAUUUUAAUGUUAAUUGUUAACAUAUUGUUACUUUAGUUACCGUGUUAAGUGUCACCUGGGACUGCUGUAAGUAAUUACUGAAACCUGUUGAAUGCAUAAGUGAUUUGAACCUUGUCACACACCUGUCCAACACACACAACUAAUAUGAACCUUGUCACACACCUGUCCAACACACACAGCUAAUAUGAACCUUGUCACACACCUGUCCAACACACACAACUAAUAUGAACCUUGUCACACACCUGUCCAACACA
Molecule: messenger RNA, 5028 nt
Organism: Homarus americanus (American lobster)
Lineage: Eukaryota; Metazoa; Arthropoda; Malacostraca; Decapoda; Nephropidae
Exons: 10
Coding region: 341-2587 (748 amino acids)
Source: RefSeq, a predicted model, not a curated record